This is a messenger RNA of Carassius gibelio (silver crucian carp), 7653 nucleotides long. RefSeq names its product transcription factor MafG. Gene Ontology annotation, biological process: regulation of epidermal cell differentiation; regulation of transcription by RNA polymerase II. Lineage: Eukaryota; Metazoa; Chordata; Actinopteri; Cypriniformes; Cyprinidae. Bases 1746 to 2405 code for a protein of 219 amino acids. Gene Ontology annotation, molecular function: RNA polymerase II cis-regulatory region sequence-specific DNA binding; DNA-binding transcription factor activity, RNA polymerase II-specific. Gene Ontology annotation, cellular component: nucleus. The record is from RefSeq and is a predicted model, not a curated record. The transcript has 3 exons.
CAGUAUCAAACUCUACAUCUGAAUGUUCUAUUAACAUUUUAAAAGAGUAAUAAUAUUUAAAAAAUAUUAGCUGAAUGUCUAAUAAAAAGUUUUGCUUGUGUUCCCCUUUACGUUAUAGAAACAUUAAUUCUGAAUGUUCAAAUUUUAUAGAUUUGUAAAUGUUUUAAUAUGCGAACAAUAAAGAAACAAUCUGUUUCAAGCAUUUUGAGAAUGAUACUUUUGAUCGUUCUCUGAAUAUUCCGAAACAAGUAACAUUCAAAAAAUUCUAAAAAACUAAUUCUGAUUGUUAAAAAUGGCAUUUAAAAAAAAAAGCACUUUUAUGUUUCUUUUCUGUCCUUUCUUAGCUGUUCUGCUUUUGUUAUACAGAAAAGUGCAGCUCAGAUGAAAUACAGGUUUUUUUAAAACAACGUAUUUUAAGAAAAGCAUUAGAUUUGAUCUAAUUGACAUCUGGCUCAGAAUCAGCACACAUCUUAGCCGUCUCUCCCGAGCGCUGUCUGGAAGUGUCCAUUAGAUACCACAAAUCCAUCUUGAUCUCGACUCAAAACCACCUUUGCUGCAGCAGAUGUAUUUCAGCUCUUUGUGUUGGAGCUUCCGCAUCACUGAGAUUCUCUGAAAAGAGCUGCUGGGAAGCAGUGUGAACAGAGAAGUGUGUGUUUGAACUGAUAUAUUUUAUCGUUGCGGUACAGCUGGUGGCUGUGGAGAGAAAGAGGAAGAUGGGCUCUGGUUCUGACGGUUCGUCUAAACCGCAGUGAAUCAUCAGGUCAGCUUCCUCCUGUGGACCACAGCUCAAGUGUGAACAACCGAUGCACUUCUGAUGGAGCUCCAUGUCCUGGACCAGUUUAGCCAGCUCACAAAUACUCAUAUUUCCAUUUGUUUUAAAGCACUGUAUAUUAAUAGCCUUCCUGGUAGCACUCCUUCUGACAAGCAUUCACAUAAUGUUUCUCAUAACCUUGUACUCCAGUUAUAUCUGAUCAAAUGCACUCUAAUGCAUCAUAUGCAUUAUUCAAUAGACGUGAAUUGAAUUGAGUGCUCUGAUUUAGUGUUUCAUGUUCUGAUAUUUAAGGCAAGACACUGGAGGUCCAUUUAUCUAAUAAUAGACAUAAAUUAAAAACGUUUAUUUUUUUGUGUUACAGGUUUUCUGAAAAGUAGUGCAGCUUUGCAAUUAUUUGCAUUAAUUCCCAGAACAUAAAUUUUGAACAUGGGAAAAAGCCAGAUACAUUUGUUAUUUUGUUAAGGUUUUUAUAGAGUGGAUUUCUUUUUAUCACUCCAAAAAUCAGAAAAUACUGUCAACAGACAGAAAAUUAAUACAUUUUCACCAUAUAUUUGUGUUUUUGAUGUUUUCUUUCCACUAAUCUGAAACAACACGAUGUGAACAGACAAUCAAAAUCUAAAAACUUUUUGCCUGUAGUGAUGAUAAAUAAUUCUAUUAAAUGGAUUACAUUCACUUAGAAUACUAAUGCAGUUUUGUAACCAUAGCAACAGCGAGUUUCCGAUAUUUGACAGUCUUCAGUUGCGCUUUGUCUUAGAAACAAAGAUACUCACGUAUAUUUAAGUAACAUUUUCAGUAGUACUUGUAAAUAUUGUGGGCUAAAUUAAUUAAUUAAUUUAUUUAUUUUUUUUGUCUUGUGUGUUAUAAUGCAGGCUACAUGUGAGUUCUGAGCGAGGCACGCGCGUGUUCCUUUAAGAGUCGCGCUGGCGUUGCGUAGAUCCUUCAUGAAUGAAACCACGUGACCAAAGCAAAUCAUAUGACGUCUGGCUUCAGCGCGAGAGAAAGAGGAUCAACACGGUCACAAAUUCGCCGGCAACAGCGACAAACUCCCGCCGGAUUCUCUUCGGUUCCACCCGACACAGUCUCCCGCUGCUCCGGAGGAUUCGAUCUGCGUGGCUUGGCAGCGGUUCCUCGUGGCAUGACGACCACUAACAAAGGAAACAAGGCCUUGAAGGUGAAGAGGGAGCCCGGUGAGAACGGGACGAGCCUGACGGACGAUGAGCUGGUGUCCAUGUCGGUCCGCGAGCUCAACCAGCACCUGCGCGGCCUGACCAAAGAAGAGAUCCUUCAGCUGAAGCAGCGCCGGCGGACACUGAAGAACCGGGGCUACGCCGCCAGCUGCCGCGUCAAGCGUGUCACGCAGAAGGAGGAGCUUGAGAAGCAGAAGGCGGAGCUUCAGCAGGAAGUGGAGAAGCUGGCUUCAGAGAACGCCAGCAUGAAAGUAGAGCUGGACGCGCUGCGCUCCAAAUACGAGGCUCUGCAGAGCUUCGCCAGAACUGUGGCCCGAGGGCCCGUGGCCCCGGUUUGUAACCCCCGCGGGCCCUUGUCCUCCGUCAUCGGGCCCCUCAUUCCCGGGAAGGUUGGAGCCACCAGUGUUAUCACGAUAGUCAAAUCGAAAACCGAUGUGAGGUCUUAGUAGCGCACAGAGAGCAAGGGUUGGUCAGUGCAUGAGGGUUUAGGUGCGGGACGCUCGUUUCACAGCAGACUGAUGGAAACUCUUCGGUACUCUGUAAUGUGGGCUUCUUCUGGGUUACGAAAGAAGGAAAGCACAUCUAGGACGGUCAAUCCACUUGGGCUUCCAAAAAGAUCUCCAAAUUCCGAAUCGAAAACCAUGCAGCCAAAUUUUCCUGGUGGAUGUGUGUUGUAUUGCUGUGAGAUUUGUAAUUUUGUACAAAUAUUGGCGACUUUGUAUCGUGCGUUUCACACGGGGUCCAAGUGUUUCCUUUGUCAUUGUAAUAUUGUACUUUUUAUACAGUGUUUGUGUUGAUUUCCUCUUCGUAUGUGCUGUUAUGCGCCAUUUUUCCGUCCUUUUGGUUUUACGGACUGCAGGCACAAAACACUUUAAACCGUUCGGACUUCCAAACUCUUCCGCCGUCUGAAGGAAAAGCUUUCUGAGGUAGGAGAGUAUCAGCCAAUGAGAAGCUCCCUUUACCUGAGCCUCAUUAUGCACUGACCAAUCGCUGACGGGCAGGAGGAGAGGAGGCGGAGUCAAAUCAGCUGAUGUUGUUCAUAUGGUAGCUAUCAGAAUAUCUGUCACCAGUUUAUGUGCUCCAGUCGUCCCGUUCAGGACAGGAGAUCGUUUUAUUGGCAACGCAGUAACAGGUUUAUGUUAUGUGAUGUAUUAUGUUAUUUCACGCUGAAGUUGAUCAUGUCUGUCGUUAUCUGUAAAUCCAGAGAGAUUUAUCUUUUUGUGUUCUGUGCCAAACUAAAAACAAGAGGAAAACCCCAAGUUUCUGUCUUUGAGGGACGGACUGUUGGGUGACAUAAACUGGUGAAUCCCACAAGCUUUGCCAUAACUUUGUUGCUGUGACAUUGCGUAACGUAUUCUACGAAUCUUUGUCUAUAUGGUGGAGUCUUGAAUUUUAUAUACAUACAUAUAUAUAUAUAUAAAAAAAAUGACAGAGUACCUUGCAUUAUUUAUAAAACAUUUAAAAAAGAAAUAUAAAGUUGUUUGAUAGCUCUCUUUUUUGCAAUUGUACCAAAAGUGGCUUAACUAUUGAAGUCAAUAGCUUUUUCUAGUGGCUAGGCGCGUCAAACUGUGGACUAGCGCGUGUGGUGUGAUUUGUACUGGUGAGGUGGCGAUGUGUUGUUUACGACGUGGAUGUGAUGCUCUUAUCUUCUGAUUUCAGUCGAAUGCGUGCGAUGAGCGCCGCUUACCCAGAAUCCCCUCUGAGCGUUUGUGUGCUCCAUGUUUAAGUGGACGGGACACGACGGGAUUUCUGGGACGCGCCACAUCGCCUGUGUUUGAGCCCUUUUAUGUGACGUGUGAUUUUUAUAUAUUUUUGGUGUAAAAUGUUUCUAUGGUAUAUUAUAUUUGUAGGUGUUUUUUUCUUCUUUUUUCGGGUUGUUUUCUUUAAAUGCCAGGGAAGUGCUGGUUUAAACCAGCUCUUCACGCUGCGACGCCGCUCAAAAUAUUACUUUUCUCAACUUUUAAAACUAAGAAAGAGCUGUCCAAAAGGUUUCAGGACACUAUCUGCAUUUUUCUUUUUUUUUGGACAAAUUGUUUCUCCAAUAAGACGAGAAGUAAAACUCAGAGCUGUUGUAAUGCUGCGUUCACGCUUCUUCGUAAUUACUGUAAUUAUUAGACUGUAAUUAUGUUAAAGUUCUGUUCAUUCUCGGACUCUGACAUUUUUUUUAUUACAAUGCACAUAACGCUUAAUAAUAUGCAGUUCCUCGCACACCCGAUAAAUCGGCAAUUUCUGUAGUUAAAUUACAAUAUUUACUAGAAAAGUCAUGUUUGCAUGGUUAUAGAAAUUUUAAUGAGCAAUUUCAGUGCAUAAUAAGAAAUCAAUAUGCAUCCAAUUGGGAGGAAAAAAUUUAUUAAAAAAGGUUUACAAAAAUUCACAUUCACAAAAAAAAUAAUAAUUUACAUUAAAAUAUGUUUACAAAAAUUCACUUUCACAAAAACUAAAAAUAAAUAAUUGUAAUUUAUAAAACAUUUACAAAAUUUACCGUCACAAAAAAUACAAAUUAUUUAAAUUGAUUUUUUUUUAAAUCACAUUCACAAACAGUGAAGUAUGUAAUUUUUUUUUUUAAGUAAAAAGAGAAAUUCGCGUUCACAAAAAGUGCAAAUAAAUUAUUUAAAUUAAAAAAUGUUUUCAAAAGUUUACAUUCACAAAAAAUGUAAAUAUAAAAUUGAAAUGAUGUGCUCACACUUUUGCAUGUUUGAAAGAAAGAUUAUUGACAAAAAUGUUGCUCAUUAAAUUUUCUAUAAAUCUGCAAACUUAAAUUAUAAUACAUGUAAUGCUAAAAUGAAUCCGUGUGUUGCUUUUUUAUUGAUAGGGUUGCAAAGGGGUGGAAAAUAUUUGGUAGAUUUUCUGAAACAUCCCAGACACUUUCCAACAAUUCUGGACAGUUUCUGGAAAUGUUCUGCUCUUUUGCAAUCUUCAUCAGUAUAUUGAUUUAGCUCUAUAUGCUCUCAGAAAAUACUGAAGCGUUUAUAAAAGGCAUCGUAAGUGCACCUCAAGUGUUUUUAGAAUUUAAAUGCAUUGCAGAAGCUCAGAUUUCUCCUGUUUUUACAUGAGGUCACAAAAUCUUUUAUAAAGAUGUGAGGGUUAAUGUUACUCAGAAGCUGAUAUUUGCAGUAAUUGCGAGCAUUAACGCUCUGAUAAAUGAUUUAUUGCAACACAAGAUUCUUUCUCGUGAAGUCCAAUCUGAACAUGAUUUUAAAUUCCCAUCAAUGAUUUUUCUCCAGUGAUUCCCCCCCGAUCUGAUCCUCACCGAUCUGGCAUUUUAAGAACGGAUUCGUCGUAGCUGUAUUUGUACGACUGGGUUUUUUAUUCUCGAUGUAAAUCAACAGAAAUAUCUUCCUCUGACUGGCUAAUCUGUGAAAUCGUUUCGUAACCAAGUCUUCGGCAUUGCUUUCGUAACCAAUGGUAGCGUUUGACGGUUUUGUGGUGUUUCUGUAAGCGAUGUAUCGAACGGUUUUGAAGACUAAACGUAUUCUAUCUUCCUCACAAACGAUGAUGAUGUGAUUGUCGUUGACGUGUGGCUGUCAGGAAGCACUGCUGCCCAAAUAAGGACUCCUGAUCUCCUUCACGUUUGUUGUCGUUAUGGUCGUCGUGGUGACUCGGUGUUAAAAGUGAACUAUAUGCAAAUCAGUUGGCGGUAGGGAGGGGUCACGACCUCUCGGUAGGAAUCUAGUUUUCUGUCCUUGAAGUUGUCGUCUGUAAAUAAUCGCAGCGAUUGAUGAUGAGCACUAGAUUUGCUCUGAAAAUCUCGGAGCGUUUAGUUUCGUUUGAAUCUCUGUCCCACGAGGCCCAGCAAACGCUUCUCAACACUGAAGAAAAUCAUUCUCUCUUUCUGUACAAACACACAUUAACAAUUAUCUGCCUCUGGAGUCAGAACAAUUUACUUAAUUCACUGGAAAAACAACAUAUUUUUUAUUGUUUUAAAAAUAAAAACACUUAAGUUUGAUCUUUUUUUUCUUCUUCUUCUACUUCAGAAAAUAAGAUAUAAAAUCUAAAUGCAGUUUAUUCUUAAAAUAAGAAAAAAUAAGCAUUAAUUCACUUAAUUUUAUGCAUUUUUCUGAAAAAAAGACAGAAAAACCUCUUAAACAAAAAAAGUUUGUUUAAUGCAAGUACAGAUGUGUGUCAACAGGGUGAGAAAAAUAGACAGACUUAAAAAACAAAACCAGAAAGUAUUUUUUUUACCCAAUUGGCAGAUAUAUUUAUUGUUUUAUGCAUAAACUUACUUAAUUUUGAUGCAUUUUCCAGAAAAUAUGGAUCCAAAUAUUGAGUUUAUGCUUAAAACCAGAAAAAAAAGGGGCAGGCUCACUUAAUAUUUUUUUUAUAAGACUUAAAAUCAUAAGAGAGUUAAUGUUUAAAACAAGACAAAAAUCAGCCAAUGGGGUCAGAAAAAUGAAUUUGUUUUCCUCAUGAAUUAAGCAGAUUUUAUUAUUAUUAUUAUUUAUUUUUUAAGCGUUAACUCACUUAAUUUUGAAAGCAUUUUUCCGAAAACAGGGCUUAAAAUCUUUAAAUGAAUUUAGGAUUAAAACAAGAACAAAUAUCUGCCAACGACUCAAAAAAAUCAUACUGAAUCAAAAAAAUAUAUAUAUUUUCAUCAGCAGAUUUCUCUUCAUUCAUGCUUAAAAACAAGUAAAAAAUGUCUUUUGUUUUUCCUUUCAAUAAAGUAGAUUUUUCAGUAAAUAUUUAUUCUUGUUUUAAUCAUAAACUCACCUAAUUUUUAAUAACUCACCUUUUUUGCCUCUGAAAUAAAUGCAUGUUGAUCUUAGCAAUCUUUAGACAUUUGCACUGGAAAACAAGCCAAAAAUACAGAGAAACAGCAUUUUUUGCAGACACACACACACACACACACGUCUGGAUCUCUUUAAAGUCACUCUGAUCUGCUAAUAGUUCUUGGUCAUUAAUGCAGGUGUUUGUGGUGAUUGAUGGAGGUCAGCGGAGCGGUCAUCUGUUGCCGGGCGGAGCCUUUGAAUCCUUGGCUUUGUCCUACUUCUCUCACAAACUCUCCCAGAUUAUCUUGUGUUUUAUUGGUUCUUGUGACGGCCGAUGUGUUUCUGCUCGUUCUCUCUCAGGCCUCGUGGGACACACAUGAAGACGUUUCAUUUCAGGUAGAAGAGAAACAAGCCCGAGUGUAUGAUCUUCUUCAGGUGAUUUAAGCUGUUCGCUGGUAAAGGUUUCAGUCAUUAUCUCUUCAUCUGCUGCUAAACCCAUGGGUCUUGUGACUUUAGCAGGACUCUGAUCAAUAAAACGAGGAAAGAGCACGGUUAAAAGUUCUCUGAACCGGAAAUAACAUGAUUUUAGACGCACUUCAGCUCCUUAAUAUUCUUCAGUCUAGCUUUUUUCCCCACUCAAAGAGCUCUUGGUCAGAAAUGUCACGCUAUAAAUUGCUGUCGAUUUUUUUGUCUAAAAAAAAGAAAAUGAUUUCUUCUGUUGUUUUUCUAUAUGGGGUGUAUUAAUAUCAUAGUUCUUCGUAUGGGAAAUAUAGAUGCCGUGAAAGUCCAUUUAAUUGUAAGUAUUUAUCAACUAAGUUAUUGUACUUUUGCAAUUUGUAGAUAAGUAAAAUAAUGUAUUGGUAUAUAACGAUGAACUUAACUGUAUCAGUCUGGGGCGUCUUUAAUUUAUUGAUGUAUAUACUGUAUGUUUGUUGAUAUACAGCUUACUUUAUUUUGUAUAUGACUAAUAAAUACAUUUAGAAAAGAG